CACCGCCCAGGCCGGACUUCAGUCGUCUAGGCACCGCGCAGCCGGCGCGCUCGAGCCAGAAUCCUGGGACCUUCAAUGGCCGGAGAAGGAGUGAUCAGAAGACCGAGAUGAAUUUUAACACUAUUCUAGAAGAGAUUCUUAUUAAAAGAUCACAGCAGAAAAAGAAGACAUCGCCCUUAAACUACAAAGAGAGACUUUUUGUGCUAACGAAGUCCAUGUUAACCUAUUAUGAGGGUCGAGCAGAGAAAAAAUACAGAAAGGGAUUUAUUGAUGUUUCAAAAAUAAAGUGUGUGGAAAUAGUGAAGAAUGAUGACGGUGUCAUUCCCUGUCAAAAUAAAUACCCAUUUCAGGUGGUUCAUGAUGCUAACACACUCUACAUUUUUGCACCUAGUGCACAAAGCAGGGACCGGUGGGUGAAGAAGUUAAAAGAAGAAAUCAAGAACAAUAAUAAUAUAAUGAUUAAAUAUCAUCCUAAAUUUUGGGCAGAGGGAAGUUACCAGUGUUGUAGACAAACUGAAAAACUAGCACCUGGAUGUGAAAAAUACAAUCUUUUUGAGAGUAGUAUAAGAAAAGCACUACCUCCAGCACCAGAAACAAAGAAGCGAAGGCCUCCCCCACCAAUUCCACUGGAAGAAGAAGAUAAUAGUGAAGAAAUCGUUGUAGCUAUGUACGAUUUCCAAGCAACUGAAGCACACGAUCUCAGAUUAGAGAGAGGCCAAGAGUAUAUCAUAUUAGAAAAGAAUGAUGCUCAUUGGUGGAAAGCAAGAGAUAAAUAUGGGAGUGAAGGAUAUAUCCCAAGUAAUUAUGUAACUGGAAAGAAAUCAAACAACUUAGAUCAAUAUGAAUGGUAUUGCAGAAAUAUGAACAGAAGCAAAGCAGAGCAACUCCUCAGAAGUGAAGAUAAAGAAGGUGGUUUUAUGGUGAGGGAUUCCAGUCAACCAGGCAUGUACACAGUCUCCCUUUAUACGAAGUUUGGAGGAGAAGGCUCCUCAGGUUUCAGGCAUUAUCAUAUAAAGGAGACAACAACCUCCCCCAAGAAGUAUUAUCUGUCAGAAAAACACGCAUUUGGUUCAAUUCCGGAGAUUGUUGAGUAUCAUAAGCACAAUGCGGCAGGACUUGUCACAAGGCUGCGGUACCCAGUUAGUACAAAGGGGAAGAAUGCGCCAACCACUGCAGGAUUCAGCUAUGAAAAAUGGGAGAUCAACCCAUCAGAGCUGACCUUUAUGAGGGAAUUGGGGAGUGGACUGUUUGGAGUGGUGAGGCUUGGCAAGUGGCGAGCCCAGUACAAAGUAGCGAUCAAAGCUAUUCGGGAAGGUGCCAUGUGUGAGGAAGAUUUUAUAGAAGAAGCUAAAGUGAUGAUGAAACUGACACACCCGAAGUUGGUGCAGCUUUAUGGUGUGUGCACCCAACAGAGACCAAUUUACAUCGUUACCGAGUUCAUGGAAAAGGGCUGCCUGCUGAAUUUCCUCCGACAGAGACAAGGUCAUUUUAGCAGAGAUGUGCUGCUGAGCAUGUGUCAAGAUGUGUGUGAAGGGAUGGAGUACCUGGAGAGAAACAGCUUCAUCCACAGAGAUCUGGCUGCCAGAAAUUGUCUAGUAAAUGAGGCUGGAGUAGUGAAAGUAUCUGAUUUCGGAAUGGCCAGAUAUGUUCUGGAUGAUCAGUACACGAGUUCUUCCGGUGCUAAAUUUCCUGUGAAGUGGUGUCCACCCGAGGUGUUUAACUACAGCCGCUUUAGCAGCAAAUCAGAUGUCUGGUCAUUUGGUGUUUUAAUGUGGGAAGUAUUCACUGAAGGCAGAAUGCCCUUUGAGAAGAACACCAACUAUGAAGUGGUAACCAUGGUUACUCAUGGCCAUCGACUCCACCGGCCCAAGUUGGCGUCCAAAUAUGUAUAUGAAGUGAUGCUGAGAUGUUGGCAGGAGAAACCAGAGGGAAGGCCUUCCUUUGAAGAUUUGCUGCGCACGAUAGAUGAACUAGUCGAGUGUGAAGAGACUUUUGGAAGAUAA
Pteronotus mesoamericanus is the source of this 2003-nucleotide messenger RNA. RefSeq names its product tec protein tyrosine kinase (gene TEC). Gene Ontology annotation, biological process: integrin-mediated signaling pathway; protein phosphorylation; adaptive immune response. Gene Ontology annotation, cellular component: plasma membrane. Lineage: Eukaryota; Metazoa; Chordata; Mammalia; Chiroptera; Mormoopidae. Gene Ontology annotation, molecular function: ATP binding; protein binding; non-membrane spanning protein tyrosine kinase activity. The transcript is spliced from 18 exons. The record is from RefSeq and is a predicted model, not a curated record. The coding region runs from base 108 to 2003 and encodes 631 amino acids.